Molecule: messenger RNA, 1824 nt
Organism: Oryza sativa Japonica Group (Japanese rice)
Lineage: Eukaryota; Viridiplantae; Streptophyta; Magnoliopsida; Poales; Poaceae
Source: RefSeq, a predicted model, not a curated record
AUGGAGUUCCUGCGGCGACUCGACAUCGGGGAGGAGCGGGAGCAGGAGGCGGCGCGGUGGUGGCGCCGCCGGGAGGACGCGGCCACGACGUCGGGGGCGGCGGGGUGGUGGCGCCGGGAGGAUGUGGCCACGACGUCGGCGGCGGCGGCGAACCGCCGAGUCGUCCCGGCGUUCGGCGGGGUGGCGAUGACGCCUGGGAGGAUUUGGGCCGACGGCAACGCGCUCGUCGUCUACCUCGCCAACAACGAGCAGAUGGUGCUCCACACCCUGUUCCACGCCCCGUUAAACGAAGCCCACCUCGUCGCCGAAGUCAUCGUCGACCACGCCGCCGACAUCAUGGAGAGCAUCCAUGGCCAGCGCCUGCUCAGCUGCGUCCUCCACAACUGCUGCUGCGAGCUCCACGAAGCCAUCGUCGCCAAGAUCACGCAGCACAGGGACAGGUUCUACAGGAUCUGUGUCGAGAGUAAAAUUCUAAUGGUUAUAGAUAAUGAUCUAAUGACACUUUCGCUCAAUCGAUCGAUAUGUUCGUCGCAUUCAUGCAGGUCAGAUGGUGUGGUGACGAUGAUCAGAUCUUGCAGAAGCUUGAAAUCGUGUCAACUUGUGAGGAACGCCAUCGUGCCGUGGGUGGGGCGGCGGUCGAAGAUGCAGAGCCUCGUGACAGAUUCAGAUAAACUUAGGGUGAUACAGGCAUGCAUACAGUGUUUUCCAGCCGACAUUGCUAAGGUUUUAGUUGAUGCUGUUGUUGAGAAUUGUAUCGAGAUAGCUUGUCAUCUAAACGGGUUGCUAUUUCUGCAAAACUGUUUGGGGCAUAUAACAUUAGAAGAAAAGUACAAGAUUUUUACUCAAGUUUGUAUUAACAGUGUCUAUCUUGCUAAACAUCGCAGCGGAAAUUAUAUUGUGCAGGAUGUUUUGGAAUUUGGACACCCAUUCCACCUGGAAAUAAUAACAUCAUGCUUUAAAACACAUUACGUGGAUCUCGCAAGACAAAAAUAUAGUAGUCGUGUUGUGGAGAAGUGCCUUAAAGUAUUUGGUGACCUGGAGCAAUAUUUGAUUGUAUGUGAGUUGGUUUUAGAUCUUGACCACUUCAGAGAUUUGGUGACAGAUGAGGUUGCUAAUUAUGUAAUCUCAACCGCCCUUCUUGCAUGCACGGUUCCUGUUAGAGAUAUUUUGGCCAAUACCAUCAUUUCCCUUCAAGAUGUUAAUCGACAUCAUCCUCAUUGUUUAAAGAUAUUUGACAUACUAUCUAGGCUUGGUUACAUGCAGUGAAAACUUGCGGAAGGAUUUACAAGGAGUGGGUCCUAUUAAUUUGAACAACUACUAGAUUGAAGGCUUUUCUUUCCAUCGGGUUGACGCCAUUUUACAAUUAUCUAGUUUUGUUUCCUAGAGAUGUUUGUGAGUUAGGGCAAAUGUAUCUUUUGAAAUUAGAGAUGUUUGUGUUAGGACAAAUGUGUGCCUUUAAAAUUAGAAAAAAAUGUAAUUAAUGUGAACCGGUGUUGUGAUUUGUCUAUUAGAUGUGCCCUGGUGUUGUUAUGUUUUUUUGCCCAUUGUUUGUUGUUAGUUAUUAGAGAAAGAAUAACAUCAAUUCCAUUUGAUGGACACUAUUCCAUAAAUCAUUGGCUACUCCCAAAGUUUGUCUUUAUUCUUCCUCAAAGAGUGAAGAGUGUGGUACCUUCUUCUCUGCAUGGUCUAUUGGUCAAUCAAUUAAUUCAUAGCUUGUGUUUUUUUUUUUCCGUAAACUUCAUGUUGCAGUAGUUUGUAUGUACUCUUUCUUAAUUAGAAAUUUAUUAGUUCAACCUUUCUUAGUGGAGCUAUUUAUUUAAAACA